AUGCCGUCCCGCAACUCCACUAUCCCAAACCUGGACCUGAAGUCCCUCAAGGUCGAGUUUAACAGUAGGAGAAUGUCCACUUCAUUCGCGCCCGGGUUGCAGAGCCCUGAUGCUCUCAGCCCGCUGACCCCGCGAUCUCCACGGUCCGCUUCUACUUCGCCAUUUUUCAAGGGUGCGACCAUUCGUCCUGUGACAGAAGACUCAAGCCAAGCCUCGACCAGUCCCACGAUGGCACCCAAGUCGCCCGCUUUGUCACCAUCCGAGCUUGAGCCUGAGCCCAACACCCCUGGCUUUACCGCAAUCCCGCAACAAUUCCCCUCCCCGAAGGAUGCGUCGAAGAAUUCACACGGCCGCGAUGCGUCCAAAUCAUUCUUCGGCAAUCUCAAAGCACCCAAAUCAUCUCAUCGGUCACAACGUUCCGACAGCUCGGAGAACUCCACAGAGCCACCCAAAAGCCGCGGGAGUUCGCGAGAUCGAAAAACGAUGCCCAAGUUUCACGAGUCGACCCCCGACUUACCUGCUCUCCUUGCAAAGCAGCAGACAGUGAAAGUGGUAUGCCACUUCCCCCCUCCCCCCCUGUCGAUAGGGGAAAAUGCGCCGCAAACGAUCGCACAUUCUAAACUGGCUAGUGAGACGGAACCUGUGCCGCUGAAAAAGAGCAAGCCGCGAUUUGCGAAUCUGUUAACCCGUUCACGAUCCAUUCGGGUGGAUGAUAAUUCUACAACACGAGGCUCUGGUCGUCGCCCAUCCACCGGCCUCGCAAGGUUAGAGGAGUUCAAGCCAGUCGAUUCUACAACCCCUCUAUCAGCUAUGCCUCGUCCUGCCCCCGCACGGCCCGAGCGACCUACUGAAGGAGGCCUGUAUCCGCCCUCACGUCACAUGGAAGCUACGUCUCCAAGGAAGGACAGAGUGCAAGGGGGUAACAUGGUCCAUUCUGGCUCUUUUAGCCACGUCUCGGGAGCUUCAGCAGCCAUCCUGAACAAUCUCAAGCAGUCCUCAAGUGGGGCUGCCGAUCGUAUCGGCAAAGCGGGCAAAGGCUUCUUCGGCAAGAUCACCCGGAGUGGUAGUACGAAUGAGCGAGAGCUGAUCAACGAUGACAACUACGUAUGCUCGGUCAUCAACCUACCCCUCAUCGAGCAGGCGAGGAAAACCCGCAUCGCGAAGAAACUGGAUGGCUGCAGAGACAAGACCGAGUUUUGGAUGCCUGCUCUCCCGUAUCGAUGCAUUGACUAUCUCAACUUCAAGGGAUGUGAGGAAGAAGGUCUCUACCGUGUCCCCGGCAGUGGCCGUGAGGUCAAACAUUGGCAGCGUCGGUUCGAUUCGGAAUUGGACGUGAGCCUUUUUGACGUACCAGACCUUUAUGACAUCAACACCGUGGGCUCCUUAUUCAAGGCCUGGCUUCGCGAGCUGCCGGACGAGCUGUUCCCCAAAGCGACCCAGGACAUGAUCGCCGAGAAGUGCGAGGGAGCCACCACCGCCCCACAGCUGCUCAAGGAUGAGCUUUCGAAACUCCCGCCGUACAACUACUAUCUCCUCUUCGCUAUCACUUGCCACCUAAACCUGCUUCAUUCCUACGUGGACCAAAACAAAAUGGACUACCGUAACCUCUGCAUCUGCUUCCAACCUUGCAUGAGAAUUGACGCAUUCUGCUUUCAAUUUCUAGUUUGUGACUGGAAAAACUGUUGGCAGGGUUGCUGGACCGAAAAGGAAUGGAUGCAAAAGGAAAAGGAGAUGGAUGAGAAGGAGCAAAUGGCCAUUGAAGAGAAGACGACGGGGAUGAACCAUGAUUCUUCUCACUUGUCCUCCAAGCAUGAGCGCGCGGUGUCGUCUGGAUCCAGCUCUCGAUCUGAUGAGGACAAGCCCCGUCCCCAAACGGCGCGGCUCCGAAAGGCCCGACCGGCGAACAUUGAGACCGCUCACGCACGCAGCGUUUCUCAGCUCCCCGAAUUAGGACCGCCCCUAUCACCCAUCAAAAUCUGA
This is a messenger RNA of Penicillium oxalicum, 1980 nucleotides long. RefSeq lists its product as uncharacterized. Lineage: Eukaryota; Fungi; Ascomycota; Eurotiomycetes; Eurotiales; Aspergillaceae. Gene Ontology annotation, biological process: regulation of GTPase activity; signal transduction. Gene Ontology annotation, cellular component: cytoplasm. The transcript has 2 exons. The record is from RefSeq and is a predicted model, not a curated record. Bases 1 to 1980 code for a protein of 659 amino acids.